Suillus plorans is the source of this 2299-nucleotide messenger RNA. RefSeq lists its product as uncharacterized. The record is from RefSeq and is a predicted model, not a curated record. Lineage: Eukaryota; Fungi; Basidiomycota; Agaricomycetes; Boletales; Suillaceae. The transcript has a single exon. Bases 231 to 2069 code for a protein of 612 amino acids.
AGAUCCCUUGGCACCUCCGUGAGUACUAAUACAAUUUCCUUUCAUUUUCAUUUUUUUUAUUGGCACCAGUGACUAACCUAUUUUGUUAGCCUGCCGACGCGAAUGUACCCGCUGCUAUUAGUACCGUCCGAACUACUAGUAAGACUUUGACUCAGACUCGUCCGUUGUCUGCUGUCCCUCCGUCUGCACGUUCCCCCGUGCUGCCAGACAAAAAUUUGCAACGAAACUUAAUGCCAACUACGACUACGACUGUUAUGACACAGACUGCCACUCGAUCAUCUAAUACUACUCGUUCCAAAGCGACAGCCGUCCCGCCGUCUUCUACCACAGCUCGGUCGUCGGUAGUGUCAUCUUCUACCGCUACUGCCCGUCCCCAUUCUACCGUUCGUCCCCCCAAUACUACUCCCCAUCGCGCACCUUCCACCAUUCGCCCGCCCCCCAGCAACUACGUGAUACCCCCUCGCCAGGGCACCCAACCCCUUCAGCUCAACUCGAACCGCUCAACUUCGAUAGAGCUCAGCGCCGCUCCAAUCCGGAAAGGUCCGUUGAUUUUCGCUGCUAUGGCCAUCGAUCAGGCGCCCAUCGGACAACGAGAAAAUAUCUCGCCCAAUCAAAACCCAGCAAUGACUAACAAGCGCUCAUCCAUCAUUCAACAACAAAAUGUACCUCUCGCUGGGAGCCAACGCCCACAAGCACCUAUUAUCACCAACCAACGCCAACACCCGCAAGCACCUAUCAGUCAACAUAACAACUCUGUGAACGCCACGCACAUCUCCGCACCAUCAGCGCGGCGUGGUGCAGAUCAUGAUACACUUGGUUACCCGUCUCCUCCCGCGGAGUAUAGAACUCUAGACCUUGGGAGGGGUGUUAAUGUGCCUUUUGGUGUAUCCGUGCCUUCCAUGGAGCGCGCACCCGUGCCUCUGACAUAUGCACCUACGGGGGUACCUUUGACAUCAGAGCGUGUGGGAUUGGUGCGCGGGGGAUCGGAGCGUAUCACUCCGUCUUCGACUUCUGCACAGGGACAGGGACAGGGACAGGGACGCUUUGUAGCUACGGGCCCGACUGCGGCUGGAGCUGGAAGGCGUAUUUCAUUGGACGUAGGAUCUGGGCAUUCAUCAGACGCCAUAAUAGGCCGAUCAUCAGACGCAGGACCUCCCCAGAGCCGUAUCAGAGUCUUAUCAGACGCUGUCCCUCCAUCGCUGCGCAAACUCAACCGAGUGACGAGUAAAGAAAGCCUCAAGCCUCGCGUGUUGACCAAGUCACGUCCUCCUACUCCUUCCUCUUCUACUUCUGGGCCUUCGGUGCCGACCAAAUUACUAUCUAAGAAAGUAUCGAUGGAGGGGUUUUCGGAGGACGCGUUAUUCUUGGAUGAGGACCCAUUUAAGAAGGUCGAGGGGGUGCAGGUUGUAAAGUCCUGCGGAAGUGAUGAGGGGGUGGCGAGGCCGGUGACGCCCUCACGGCCCAAGUCACCUCUUCUUGCGAGGCCCAAGUCGCCGUUAACCCCCGAGUCCCCUGAAGACUAUGUAUCCGCACGGACCCAGCGCCGAGGACAAUGGCUCGAGAAGACGCGUCCUCCUCUCGUCGCUGAUGUGAUCGUUCAGCAAGAAGUGAUGAACAAGGAAGCCGAACUUCUUCAAGAAGAGGAAGCUGUCCGUCUGCGAAAAGCGGAGGAGAUGCGACGAAUGGAAGAAGAGGCGCGCCAAAGAGAGGAAGAGGAGCGAAUGGAGAAGGAAGCAGAAGAAAAGCUUCUGAAGGAAGAAGCUGAAGAGAAGCAACGAUUGGAAGAAGAGCUCGCUAGGAAGCCUCCUUCGUUCUACCCUAUCGUUUCGCAUCUCGCCGACGCGUCGCUUCUACUGCAUCUCCUGGAGUAUUUGACGUUUAGUGAUUGGUGCGCGCUGUAUGCGGCGAAUAAGGAGGUGAGGGCCGUGUUUGAGAGCCGGGUGUUGAGAGAGUAUGUGCUCGAGCAGUUUUUGGGAACUGUUGGGUACAAGAGGUGGAGCUUCGAGUGGGCGGAGCCGCUUGCGCUGUCUUUGAAGGUCAGUCCCCUUUCGGCACACUGUAUGAUGUGAUGUACUAACGCAAAUCAAAGGACCUAAAUGACUACAUGCGAGGUGUCUCAAUGCCCACUCACCAAUAUGCUCAACUGGCGGACGCGUAUCUCCAGCCCCGUAUCCCCAACCCAGCAGCCCCAGGAGAUCGUCCCAAAUUCACCGUCCCGGAUAUUCUGUCGCUCGCUAUGACCACUCGUGCGUAUACGAGGGUUGUGUUACGGUUGAGGGCGCAGGCUGAGAGUGAAGCG